This is a messenger RNA of Melospiza georgiana, 1632 nucleotides long. RefSeq names its product OS9 endoplasmic reticulum lectin (gene OS9). Gene Ontology annotation, molecular function: ribosome binding. The transcript has 7 exons. The record is from RefSeq and is a predicted model, not a curated record. NCBI's taxonomy places the organism in Eukaryota, Metazoa, Chordata, Aves, Passeriformes, Passerellidae. Gene Ontology annotation, biological process: intracellular monoatomic cation homeostasis. The coding region runs from base 1 to 840 and encodes 279 amino acids. Gene Ontology annotation, cellular component: mitochondrial inner membrane.
AUGGCGGCGCGGCGGGGCCCGGGGCCGGUGGCGGCGCUGGCGCUGCUGGCGCUGCUCGGCCCGGGGUGGCCCCUCCGCGGGGCCCGGGCCGCGCUCAACCUGCAGGAGCUCAGCGAGCUCAAGUACGGCCUCGAGAUCCUGGCCGAGCCCGUGCUGGCCGGGCAGCGGCAGGACGUGGUGACGGUGGCAUCGCGGUUCAAGCAGCUCUACGAGUGCCACCUGCCCCCCGCGGCCGUGGCACCGCCCCUGGCACCCCCCCGGGACCCCCGCGGGUACAACGGCUCCGGCGUGGCAGAGCUGCUGCGGCCCAUGGGCACCGCGCCCUGCCUGCUCAAGGUGGGCAUCAAUGGGGGCAUGGGCACCAUGGGCACCGCGCCCUGCCUGCUCAAGGUGGGCAUCACUAGGGGCAUGGGGGAGGGCACUGCGCCCUGCCUGCUCAAGGUGGGCAUCAAUGGGGGGGCAUGGGGAGUGCUGGGGACCAUGGGCACCGUGCCAUACCUGCUCAAGAGAGCCCUGAGCCGGGUGCUGUUCCUGACCCCGCACCUGCCGGCCUUCGUCCUGCGGCGCCGCCUGCGCAGCCACGUCCUGGAGAUCCGGCAGCUGGACCGCGCCCUGCUGCGCCUGGGGCUGGGGCAGCUGAGCGAGGAGGAGCUGCGGGCGGCCUGUUACCUGCGUGGGCUGAACUCCACUCCGCUGGGCCGGGCGCAGUGCCAGGCGUGGCUGGAGCAGUGGCUCAGGCUCUCCUGCCAGCUCCAAGCCUCGGAGGCCUCCCUGCUGGCACACAGCAUGGUCCUGCUGGCCCUGGAGCCGUGCCAGCCCCCGAGGGACAGCCCCGCGUGACCGGAGGGUGACAGGGUGGCACCUGUGUGUCAUCCCCUCCAGGUGGCACUGCCACAGUGACUCAGAGGUGACAGGGUGGCACCUGUGUGUCGUCCCCUCCAGGUGGCACUGCCAUGGUGCUCUGAGUGACCGGGCACUGACAGGUGACACCUGCAUGUGCCCCCCGGACUGUGCUGCCAUGGUGCCCUGCGUGACCAGAGGGGUGGCAGGGUGGCACCUGCGUGUCCCCUCUCCAGACUGUGCCACCAUUGUGCCCCCAGUGACAGGGUGGCACCUGCGUGUCCCCUCUCCAGACUGUGCCACCAUUGUGCCCCCAGUGACAGGGUGGCACCUGCGUGUCCCCUCUCCAGACUGUGCCACCAUUGUGCCCCCCGUGACAGGGUGGCACCCGCGUGUCCCCUCUCCAGACUGUGCUGUGACAGUGACCCAGGGUGGCACCUGCGUGUCCCCACCCCCGCCCAGGCUGUGCCCCCCGCCCCUGGCACAGCUGGCACAGCUGGCACAGCUGGCACAGGCGGUGGCUGUGCUGCUCGGUAAUUAACUGUGUCUCGUUAAUUGUGGGGAGAGAGAGCGGCUCCCGGAGCUGGGGCUUCCUGUGGGACCUGAUGGUGUUCCUGUGGGAUCUGCUGGGGGUUAUUGUGGGAUCUGCUGGGGCUUCCUGUGGGAUCUGCUGGGGGUUCCUGUGGGAUCUGCUGGAGGUUCCUGUGGGAUCUGCUGGAGGUUCCCAUGGGAUUUGGUGGAUGCUUCCCAUGAGAUCUUUGGGAUGCUCCCGUGAGAUCUUCUGGAUGUUCC